Diprion similis is the source of this 2564-nucleotide messenger RNA. Its product is annotated as non-lysosomal glucosylceramidase. Gene Ontology annotation, molecular function: beta-glucosidase activity; glucosylceramidase activity. Gene Ontology annotation, cellular component: membrane. The transcript is spliced from 14 exons. The coding region runs from base 40 to 2511 and encodes 823 amino acids. Gene Ontology annotation, biological process: carbohydrate metabolic process; glucosylceramide catabolic process. Lineage: Eukaryota; Metazoa; Arthropoda; Insecta; Hymenoptera; Diprionidae. The record is from RefSeq and is a predicted model, not a curated record.
CGUUCAAAUUCAGGCGUCGCGACGUCGCGUCGAAUCGUUAUGGACGACGUUCAGGCCUCUCAACCCGUCGGCAGAAUCGAGCCGGUCGUUAAACCCCCGCCGGACUACGGUUUGAAGUUAAAACUCAACCACAAGUACCCCGAAAAAUGGAAACAAGGCGCAACCGUUCGUCUCAAGCAACUUCCUCAGCUUUUGCCGCUCGCUUACAGAUAUGUCUCGUUCUUCGCGAGGACGACGACAGGAGGACGAAGACCGAUGAUGGAUUAUGUAAACAUGCAGACUGGAAAACAGAUUUACGGGGUCCCAAUCGGCGGAAUUGGAGGCGGGUCGAUAAAUCGCGGGUUUAAAGGUGAAUUCUGCAGAUACAGUCUACGACCCGGUAUAUACGAGUACGAAACUCUUCUGGCCAAUCAAUUCAUCCUCACGAUCCAAGACGCCACCGGAAAAACGAUUUACCAUCAAGUUCUGUCGACUGAAAGGAAACCGAAAUCCCUGAAGUCUUGGAAAUGGGGAUUUGACGGAUCGAAAGCCUCGUACACGGGGCUUUAUCCUCGUGCUUGGACAACAUACGAUAUAGAGGAUCACAAAGUGAGAUUAACGUGUCGUCAAGUGUCUCCGGUGAUACCGAACAAUUACAAGGACAGUUCACUGCCCUGCGCUGUAUUCGUUUGGGACGUUGAAAACCGCUCCGAUCAAGAUCUCUUCGUCAGUAUUACAUUUACGUUCAGGAAUGGUAACGGAAACAAAACCAUCGACAAGGAAGGCGAUAAAUGGAACGAGCAUUUCGACGGCGAUGAAGGCGUCUCCGGGGUGAUGAUCCACCAGGAAAUCAGAGGCAUGCCUUGCACCUACGCGAUCAGCUCCAGGUCGACCGAUGAAGUAAAAGUUACGCGAACCCUGAGCUUUGAUCCGACAGGAGACGGCAUGGAGGUCUGGGAGGACCUGGAGACUGAUGGAAAACUGGACGAAAGGUCGAUCCGAACAUCGCCAAAGACUGAUGGCCUAAUCGCCGCAGCGGUAUCGUCGCGGGUUUUAGUGAAAGCCGGUCAAAUCGAGGAAGUUGAAUUCGCUCUUGUCUGGGAUAUGCCGAAAAUCCAGUUUCACUUCAAAAUGCGAGAAUAUCUGAGGUAUUACACCAAGUAUUUUUACAACUCGGAACGAUCGGCUGCUCCGGAAAUAUCCAGGCACGCUUUGGCGAGCUAUAAAUCAUGGGAAAAGGACAUAGACGAUUGGCAACGGGAGGUGUUAGACGAUCCUGGUCUACCCGAGUGGUACAAAAGUGCUUUAUUUAACGAGCUUUACUUCGUCACUGACGGUGGCACGAUAUGGAUACGAAGCGAGGAUUCCGACGAUUAUCCAGACUCCGAUCCGAGGAAGGAAUAUGGCCGCUUCGCCUACCUCGAAGGUCACGAAUACCGGAUGUACAACACCUACGAUGUUCAUUUUUACGCAGCCUUUGCUCUCGCCCAGCUUUGGCCGAAGAUCCAGGCUGUUAUCCAGUACGAAAUUCGCGACACCGUAAACGCCGAGGACACAACGGUGUGGACGACUCUCUACGACGGUGCGAAGCUUCCGAGAAAAAUCAAGGGAUCGGUGCCACAUGAUGUCGGCGAUCCGUAUGAGGAACCCUUUAAAAUCAUCAAUGCGUAUCCGGUUCAUGACGUUUCCGAGUGGCGAGACCUCAAUCCGAAAUACGUACUCAGCUGCUAUCGGGAUUACAAAUUAUCCAAUGAUGUUGAAUAUCUCAGGGAUUUGUGGCCGGUUCUUAAACAGGUGAUGGACGUAAGUUUAACGUGGGACAAAGACGGUGACGGGUUGAUAGAAAACGGAGGAUUCCCCGACCAGACUUACGAUACUUGGGUGAUGGAUGGAAACAGCGCAUACUGCGGCGGUCUUUGGUUGGCUGCUCUAAAAUGCAUUUCUAAGAUCGCAGAGAUUCUCGGACACGAUGAGGACCGGAAGAGGUAUUUGGAUACGCUGGAAAAAGGCAAGGAAGCUUUCGAAUCCAAUCUUUGGAACGGUAAAUACUAUAACUUUGAUACGGCGAAAAAAUCAUACAGCAAAACCAUUAUGAGCGAUCAAUUAUGCGGUCAGUGGUUCCUGCAAGCGUCUGGUUUUGGUCAUGAAGUAUUCCCCAAAGACAAAGUAAAGUCGGCACUGGAGACGAUUUACGACAACAACGUAAUGAAAUACAAGAACGGAACUCAGGGUGCCGUUAACGGCUACCUGCCGUCAGGGGGUAUCGACACACUGACGAUACAGAGCGAGGAGAUGUGGACCGGCGUUACCUACGGUCUGGCGGCGCUGAUGAUUCACGAGGGUUUGCCGGAAAUUGGAUUCAAGACCGCCGAGGGAGUCUACAGGACUGUUUACGAGAAAAUUGGCAUGGGUUUCGAGAGUCCGGAAGCCCUUUAUGCGAAUAAAUUUUACCGGGCCAUCGGGUAUAUGCGGCCUCUCUCUAUUUGGGCGAUGCAACACGCCUGGCGUGUCUCAAAGGCGAAAUCAACCUAGAAUUGCUAAUUGCUUAUACCUUUUUCUUUUUCAUUUAUAUUCAUUUUUUAUAU